AUGCGUCUCCCGUCAUACACGACGCAAGACCAACGAGAAAUGAUUCGCUCGCUGGCCGCCCCGCACAUAGAAGACGGCUCAGAAAUCGUGAUGGACGCCGAGGAAUACCUGCAACCCCGGGACUCCAGCAACCUGGCGACCCGAGACCAGUCCCUCUCCGACGGGUCCAGCACGAACGCCACCCACCAGCACGGGUUCGGCCGGAUCCGGCAAUUCGGCCACCCGCACCCCUCGCGCCACUCCGUCAUGGGUUCGCUCACGUCCUGGGUCGGGGACUCGAGUCGGGCCAACUUGUCGGAUUGCACGGCCAUCUUGGGCGCGUCUCACCAGCAACUCCACACCGGACGUCCGCGUCGACGCAGCAGCCAAGAUCCGGCCGUCACUAGUCAUUUCGGGUCCAUGAUCGGCAUCCCGGUGCACGAGGCCGGGGUUAUGGCCAGCAGCUUCAUGUCCAUGCCGAGAGAUGGCGUCAUGUCCCGAACGGCGACGCCGAACCCCUUAUAUGUUAACCAGAGCUUCGGGAUGUUGCUGGAAGAACCUGCUGCCAGGGGUUCCGUCGGGGCGUUGCGCCAUUCCGGUCCUCGGGCAGAAUCCGCACAUUCCAUGUCGACUACCGGUGAGUUGCAGCCAACGUCUUCACGCGAAACGGGCGCCACUGGGCCUUUGUAUCGCCGCCGUGACGCCAAAGUCGGGGAAAUGAAACUCCAGUUGCCGUUGGACGACAACGACUACAUUAUGCCGUCCCCGCAGAACGGGGGUAGUGCCAAGAAGCCCAAUAGUGCACAGGCCAGAUACCCGUUUGACGUUCCUGAUCAUGGCAGCAGAGCCAACUCAUGCGCCUCUGCUCCUCCUUCAGCCGGCGUGUUCAACGGGGGGAUGGCGUUCAAUGUGGCGGCCUUCCUGGCGACCAACAUGAACCCUAGCCCCACGGCGGGCUGGGACAACCCGGAAUACCACCUAAUGGCGCAAAAGUUCGAGCAGCAGCAGCGACAGCGUCUGUCCAGCCACAACGUCAGCACAGCGUCCUCGCCGUCGUACCAGGCGUCGAGUUUGGCGAGCACGGCAUCCCCGUUUUCCGGUCGGUUCGGAACCCGUGCCAACGACAGCCCGUCGUUCCCCGCCCUGGCAUCAACUGCCGUGCGGUACCAGAACACUGACCUGGCGUCGCCGACCGAGGUCAGGGAACGGUUCGGGCCCACUAGAAGUUCGGAAGAAGAGUCGGACCACGAGUAUUACAACGAAAUUGACCGACUCAAGUACGAGAUGAAACCGCUGCAGCCGAAUGGUUCGCGACGGAAUGAAACCACUGUGUGA
This is a messenger RNA of Notodromas monacha, 1314 nucleotides long. NCBI's taxonomy places the organism in Eukaryota, Metazoa, Arthropoda, Ostracoda, Podocopida, Cyprididae. The record is from the annotation of a GenBank genome assembly.